This is a messenger RNA of Menidia menidia (Atlantic silverside), 1962 nucleotides long. NCBI's taxonomy places the organism in Eukaryota, Metazoa, Chordata, Actinopteri, Atheriniformes, Atherinopsidae. The record is from the annotation of a GenBank genome assembly.
AUGGAGUCGGUAUUAAAAGUGGAUGGCUCAUUUCCAACUCCUCCUCCAUGUCUGUCAUCAGAAGAAAGCAGGAUAUGGCAUGACAUUUGGACCCCUCAAAUUCACUCGUACAGCCCUCCACUGCCACCAUAUUCCUUCUCUUCACCUUUACCAGUAUCUGCUGACCCUUCAGACAGUUCCAGACCAAGAUUUGUGAGCUAUGAAACCAACCUCUUUCGCUCUCCAGCUCUGAUAACAUGUGGCUUCUGUCACACUCAGGUCACCACCCAGGUUACCUUCAAAGUCGGAACUUAUGCUUGGCUCAUGUGCCUUGUUUUUGUGUUUUGCGGGUUGCUCUUUGGCUGCUGUCUGAUUCCAUUUUUUAUAAACCACUUCAAAGAUGCCCACCACACUUGUCCUCGCUGUCAGCAGGUUCUUCAUGUGCAAAAGAAGGGAUGCUGCGAAUGAACAUAUGGGCCAUACAUGCACUGGGGUGGUAAAAUGUCUGUUUCUUUAAACCAACGUGUACGUUGGCAUGCGCGGUGAUGUCAUUUCUGUUCUUGUGAAGUUGUAUUUAUUAAAACACUUUUAAUCAUAUUUUGAAAAAACUUCUUCAAUAAAUGUUUCCAAAGACAUUUCUAUGAAUACGAAGACAUACAAAUGCACAAAAAUUGGGAAAACAACCGCAUUCUUUUAUUCGCAAUUCCUCUCCACUGAAGAAGAUUAAAUGUGCCAGAAGAUUAAUGCUCAACUAACUUGACAAAAAAUCUGUAAGGAAGAAUGUGUACUAAAACAAAAAAUGUUGGUUGCCACUCAUUUUGGUAAGCUAACACCCUCAGGAUUAAAGCCUGCAUGUGCUCUCGCACUGCAUGUAGUAAACGUGCCUUUGUUGAUCAGUCUGGAGGAUUACAGGUGUAGGUUUAUUUUAGAUCUUUGAGCCGCAGAGUAAUGAGCAUUUUGAGGCAUGCCACACCACACCCCUCCUUGCUGAUCAGGUAUAAGACAUCAGAUCCUCUGCUGUCCAUGGCAGAUGAGCACUGGUGGAUCCCGGCAGCAAUGUUCUAGCUCCCUAAUGACCCCUGCAUGGCUGAGGAUGCAUUGGAGUAUCCCGCUUCCUGUACUGAAUCCGAUUCCUCCUUGGCAACCUUUUCUUCUUUCUUCCAGCCCUUCAACUGCAAAACCGAGCUCCUCUCCUACUUGCUACUGUGUGUUGCCAAAAUGCCGUUCAUACCACCUGUAACGAUUGCUCGCUCCAUGUCCGGAUUGACUGGGAGGGAGAGAAGUCUCAACAGCAAUUCACCCACAAGUGAUGUGGGCAAAACUAAAGUUCCAAGAGAAGACAAAGUCAGCUCUGUCAAGGAGCGACUGACUUUAAACCUGAAGCAACUGGGGAGAAAGAGUCAUCUUCCUGCAGCCAAAGGAGCGCCAGCUCGAGAGCUGCAUGGAAAGAAAAGAGAUCGCUUGUUGCCCUCGCCUCAAACAGACAGCUCCCCCAGCUCCAGCUCAGGAGAGUCUUCGUCUAAGACACAGCCGCAUAAACACUCCAGCCACAGCUCUGUGAAGAGUGAGCCAGUGGUGAAGAAGAGGGACAAAGAGGAGGUUCGUUUCACACUGACGCUAACGCCAGAGGCCGUUCUCCUGCUGCAACGGAGGAACAGUGAGCGACAUCAACGCCUGGCUGCCAGGAAUGCUGGAGGCGGAGCUGGUGGUUCUGCAAACGCCACCGAUUCAAGACGCAGGAGGGAAAGUGUCUCUAAAAGGCACCAGGCAUCAAACCAAAGAAACCGCUCCUUAAACAGCAGAGCCUCUGCUAAAAACAAUGCUGAUGCUGAUCUGGGAGACAUUAGCUCCAUAGUGAAAAUCUCACUUCUGAAUGAGAAACACAAGUAUGAUGAUGUGGAGUACGAGGAUGAGGAGGACUCUGGUGUGGAUGAACGUGUGGUGCUGAAGUGCACAGAGUGGCUCCGGGGGCUGGAGAACGCU